Molecule: messenger RNA, 357 nt
Organism: Coccidioides immitis RS
Lineage: Eukaryota; Fungi; Ascomycota; Eurotiomycetes; Onygenales; Onygenaceae
Exons: 2
Coding region: 1-357 (118 amino acids)
Source: RefSeq, a predicted model, not a curated record
AUGUUGCUGAGUCGAGUUCCAUUGUCGCGUUCCAAGGUCUACAUACUUCGUCGAUGGCCUGUUCAAGUCCCGUUCUUGGCGUUUUUACAAUGCAACGCGCGAUUAAUAGUUGUACCCCACCCAAAAGAGCUCGUCACUGCAACAUGCCGCCUGGACACGGUGAAUGCUCUUGGUUCUAUUGAGAUUACCAAGAUAUUGACUGCCAUCGAUAUCCGAAUUCUGUCAUUUGCCAAUUCUACGGCUAUCAAACUGUGGAAUAAUUGGUCAUCUGGCCGGUGGGGUGACGCCAUACUCUUGAGAGAGACGCCGGAGCAGAAAGGGGCUACAUUUGAGGAUGUGGUUCCCACUGGAAUUUAA